ACACGCACACACGCACACGAGCAGAUAAAUAAGUUAAACAGGACUGUAAUGUUUGAUUAUAAUGUUUGGGGGGGUUGAAGUUAUUCUGUGUUAAUUGUGACACUCGGUAUUGUAUCAGAAGAACAUUUUUACAGGAAUGUUUUAGCUGCUUCAAACUUUUCAGCAGCUAAAAGUGCUGAGAUAAUCAGAUGAUCAGAAGUGUAAACAACAACUGCCAUGAUGCCUUACCACCACUCAAACCUAUUUCCAAGGUGCUCCAGGGAACAUUUAACCGCAUACUUUAUGAAGGUUUCCAGUGUUGGUUUCAGAACCUAUAUGGCUCCAAAAUGUUAAAAUGCUUUGCUGCCUACCCAACAUGGAUAAUGUGACAGACCCCCCCCCCCAAAAAAAAUCUCAUAUCCCGAUAUAAAACAUUUCUCAUCCUGAUAACGAUCCCAAUAUAUCACAACAAUUUUACAUUGUCUGUAAUUUCAGUGAAUCUCGGGCAACUCGACUUGUGUCGAGUGUUUUCAGCUAGUUGUCAUGUACCUGGAGUCGAGUGUUUUGACCGAUGCAUAAAAAUAUAUAUUUUUUGGACAUAAGUUGUAACAGCCAACAUGUUUUUGUAAGUAUUUAUUACAUGGCGCGCUGUGGAGAAAAGCCUGUUCUAAUGUUUAAGUGUAAGGUUUAUUUUUUAGCAUAUGAUAGCUCUUUUUGGCUUCUCAUCCGUAAACUCUCUCCAUACUCUUUCACAUGAUUCUUGCGUAAGUAUUAGAGGAAGUUUGUUGUGUUUGAGUCUGUGGUUGGAACCUGUUUGCGGUCUGUGUCAGACUUUUCAUAACCAAACCAUUUCCAUACUACAGAGGUAGCCCCUCGUUUAGGAAUAGGGUCCUCGAUUAGUUUUGACUGGUCCUUCCGUUUGGAGCUACCUGGUUCUGCCUCAUCUUCACUGGCCAUGCUGGUAUUUUCUGUGCCUGCGUCCACGUGUUGACUUGAUCAUUAGAGUGCAACAGGAAACAGACCCAUGUCAUUUCACAUCAGUGCAGAGAUCUAAUACAUACUGAGAAAGCACAAAGGAACAUCAUUUUCUUACACCUCCCUCCUCUCACAAUGCAGCUGCCAGGCCUUAUUGGUUUCAUUUCAGUAUUGAUUCUGGCUUGUAAUUCAAAAGUUGCAGAUAAAGAAUGGAAAAUAAAUGUCGAAAGAACGAUCACAGCACAACCUGAAUCAACCGUUACCAUACACUGCAACUUUAGCUAUCCACAGGAAUACCACACUAAUAAUGUUACAGUUUUAUGGAAAAUGUCAUCAGUAAAGGACCAAAGUAAGUGCAAGGAGGCCAAUGACAAGAGGGCAUUUGUUUUUCACCCAAAUAAUGACUGUGUGCAUGAGGAGUACCGAAACAAGACUAAGCUCGUCGGAGACCGGAACAAGGGCAACUGUUCUCUCCAGAUCACCAACAUCAGACAUAGUGUGCAAAAGAUCUAUGUGAGAAUUUAUGUGGAGGAUGAAAAAUACAGUUUCAUCAAGGACCUUGUCAGUGUCUCAUUUUCCAUAAAUGGGACAGAGGCUUCUAACCCAGGUACCAAUUCAUAUACCCUUUUAACCACUGAACCAACAAUAACAAAAGCAAAUGAAAACGACACGAGCCUUGCAACAAUACUGUCUGUAGCCAUCCCUGUAGCAGUUCUUGUGGUGAUUAUUCUUCUUGUUGCUGGGAUAUUUAUUUUUAUAAAAUACAAGAGGUCACGCAGUGUCACCAGGGAGGACUCUGGAUACUAUGCAAACUUUAGCAGAGCACUAUCAAACCCACCCAAAAGAGAAGUCACUUGUGACACACAAGCUAAGAAGCUGCCUGAAGGGAAAGCUAUUGAUGAUCCUGUUUACAUCAAUGUCAAGGCCCCAACAGGUCACAUGGCUCCAAACAGCAGUUCUGCAGACAAUAUAUAUGCAAAUGUGGAUUACAGAACUUAGAAGGAAAGCUGCAUGUCAUUAGUGUAUGAUGCUUUCUACACAUGUUCAUGUGUAUGUAUUACUAUGUGCCUCUGUACAUUUCAGGCAGGUCUUAAUAUUUUUUGUCUUUUUUGAGAGUGUUCACAUAUGCACAAAAAAAUCCUGACUAGUUGCUGUGGGUUCAACUGAAGGAUGAAAGUGUGACAACACGCUAAAUGACCAAAAAAAACCAAAAACCUGCACAGCAUUGCAAAACAAUGAUAAUUCCUUUUUUGCGUACUUGGGAUUGCAGACCUUCAGAUGGUCAGACAAAAAUGUUGUUUCAAAACAUGAAUUUAUGUAACAAUGAUAUAGCAUAAAAUCAGAAGUGAGAUGUCAGUGUUAGAGAUGGGGAACAGUAGGCACACAGUAACAAUAAUCUUUCUCCAACCCUAGCCACGUUAGUUUUGUCAGAAAGAGUCUUCUCCUAGCCUUACUUGUGGCAUAUUGUGGAAUGGGAGAAUACAAACCUGUUGGGAUUGAAAAUUAGGAAGGAUUUCAUUUUUUUUCAAAUGCUUUGUUUUUUUUGUUUUUUUUUAAAGAAAUCUCCCAUUGCAAUGUUCUUGCCCGGUUUGCCUAACACAGGCAAUAUACGUUGGUGAGCAUAACAAAAUGUAACCAAUACAGAUGACAGCAACUUUGCCAAAUAGUUUGUAACAAUAAAUAAAAACAGCAACUUUAUUAAUAUA
Messenger RNA from Oreochromis aureus, 2660 nucleotides. RefSeq lists its product as uncharacterized. The coding region runs from base 1090 to 1953 and encodes 287 amino acids. Lineage: Eukaryota; Metazoa; Chordata; Actinopteri; Cichliformes; Cichlidae. The record is from RefSeq and is a predicted model, not a curated record. The transcript is spliced from 10 exons.